Molecule: messenger RNA, 555 nt
Organism: Fusarium graminearum PH-1
Lineage: Eukaryota; Fungi; Ascomycota; Sordariomycetes; Hypocreales; Nectriaceae
Exons: 5
Coding region: 23-433 (136 amino acids)
Biological process (GO): mitochondrial respiratory chain complex I assembly; response to oxidative stress
Cellular component (GO): membrane
Source: RefSeq, a predicted model, not a curated record
AAUUGUCGCUCAAACCGCCAUCAUGUCGACAGUCGGAAGAACGCUGACCAACCUGCGAAAGGUUGGAAUCAAGGACUACUUUAAGCAGAUGCUGUACAUCGGUGACACCAAGGCUGGUGUUCUCAUCGGUACCGAUCGCGCCGGAAACAAGUAUUUCGAGAACAAUGAGGAACUUCCCCUCCGAACACGCUGGGUCGAGUACGCCGUGCACGAUUACGACGCUGCCCAUAUCGAGCCCGGAUGGCACGCCUGGAUGAGCUAUUCCGUCGACAAGCCCCCUACCCAGGAUCCCUUGUUAAAUGCCGGUACACGAGCUUUCGAGCCUUCUCGCGCCAUUCCCAACUUUACCCAGACCAAGGGCGCCUUCAAGACCUACAACACCGCAAAGCCCAAGAUGGCGACGUGGCAGCCUGUUGCUGCACCUCGGGAAUAAGGAUGAGAUGCGGUUAAGUGUACAUAAAUUCACGUAGGGAGCAGUUCGGCACAACCAAUAUGGUAUUGAAUUCAAACGAAAUUCUACAAAUUGUAUGGCUUGCUCAUACAGUUGGUGAAUCA